Molecule: messenger RNA, 18204 nt
Organism: Podarcis lilfordi (Lilford's wall lizard)
Lineage: Eukaryota; Metazoa; Chordata; Lepidosauria; Squamata; Lacertidae
Source: the annotation of a GenBank genome assembly
AGUGUUUUGGAUUUACUCCAGUAGCUCUAUUUAGAGAUUUCUUCAUGUUUCCCAGCCAGUCAGUUUCCAUCAGUGCUGCUGCCUCAAGAGAGAGAAUGGAGUCCAGUACAGCCUAAGUGAAAGAAAUGCAGUAAUCCAAGAGGGAAGUUGUUGGGUUUUUUCUUCAUUUGGGGCCUUUUCUGCUGAAGGUAUGCAAGCUUUUGCAUUUGACAGAGUGUCCUGGUUUUCAGGCAAAAACGAAGCGUCUGUGUGUAUAACCUUACUGGAGCCACAAUGGAAGCUUUUUAGUCAUUUAAUGUAAGUACAACCUUCAGAAUAAAUUGUUGAGAUAAUAUGGAACUCUAAAAGCCACUUCUAUUGCCUAGGGAAAUUGUUCUUUAAAAAAGAAGUUUAAAUUCAACAUGUUUGUAGAUACCAGGUUUUUGAAAUCAUUUUCUGAUUUUGUACAAAAGGAACAGAAACAAGUAUUUUGAGACAGUAUUCACACGUGUUGUGUACAUGUGGAUAACAUUCAUAUAUCUACUCUUACCAAAUAAGUAUUCAGUUUGUAAGAAAAGAAGUGCUAGAGCACAGGUCAGCAACCAGCACUCCAAGGGGCUAGAAGCAGCCCCCAAUCUCAUUUUAUGCAGCGUCCAUCACCUGAAACUACCCUAUUCUGCUUCAUCAGAGUUCCUUCCUGUUCUGUUCCUCAUUUUUCUUGUUUAAGUGAGUUCCCUCUCCAUUUUUUUCUAUGUAGUUUGAGAACAAUUGCAUCAUUAUUUUAUUUGAUAAACAUAAAUUGAUUUUUUAACAACUUUCCCCCUGGUUGUAGGGAAAGGAUGAUUUUCCUUAGCUAUCUGAAAACAAGCUGGUAUGCUUCUACCAUACCUGUUUGUAUAGCACACUAAAGUAAAAAAGAAAUACAGUGCAGUAUUGUGGUUAGAGCAGGCAUCUCCAAACUCGGCCCUCCAGAUGUUUUGGGACUACAGUUCCUAUCAUCCCUGACCACUGGUCCUGUUAGCUAGGGAUGAUGGGCGUUGUAGUCCCAAAACAGCUGGAGGGCCGAGUUUGGGGAUGCCUGGGUUAGAGUGUCAGAGUAGGACCUGGGAGACCAAAUCCGUCCUUGACCAUGAAGCUCACUGAGAGACCUUGGGCCAGUUACUCUCAUCCUCACCUACCCCACGGGGUUGUGGGAAUUGGAGGCGGAAAACUGUGUCUUCCACCUUGAGCUACUUGAAGGAAGACGUGGGAUACAAAUGCAAGAAAUAAUAACACAAAAUAUAAACAAACUACUAAAAAGUAUAUAUUCCAACUUUAAAAAACCCCACCCCACAGCCAUAUGACUGACAACUACGUGCUGUGUGAGGAAGCAUUUUCUUUUGGGUCUCCUGAAUCUUCAGACACUCUGCCUUCAUUGCAUGUCCAGGAGUUCUAAUAUUAUGAGCAGGAGAAGAAACUUCUCUUUUGGCACUUUUGGUCUGGAGUUGGUGUGCCUUUUGCUUCAAGCUGGAGGCGUUGGUCCCCUCUGUAUUUGAAACGAGAUUUGUGUGGGGCUGUGAGGAACGAACGAGUCUUCUUUCGAAGUGAGAAGCCUGAUAAGGAGCCCGUUGUCCUUCGAGGAGCAUUUCGGGUGCCAAAAAAAAUGAAGCCGCCGGAUACGCCCGUGUUUUCGCGGCGAGAGCUGCAGUACCCUGUGCCUGCCAGGAGGGGGCGGGCUACCUGGGGAAACUGCGAGAGGCAGGGAGAGAGAGGCGGGGCGGGGCGGGGCUUGGAAGGAUGGGGGAGGAGUCGGGCCGCUGCCCUUGCUGUCGCCAUGGAGACGGGCCCCGCGGCCUGACCCGCGCCGAGGAGCCUUUGGUCCAGCAGGGCCUGCCCUGAGGAAGGGGGCCCCUCAGCGCCCUCCCGAUCCCGGGCAUGAGGCGGGUGUGUGGCCGCCCGGAACCGCCACUGAGCUGGGGGGGGAAGGUGAGGAGGACGGACUCGGGCCCCCCUUCCCCUGGUGGGUGGGGGUUGGAUUUAUACAGCCGCCGGAGUGAGGCCUUUCCCGUCGGGGGGAGAGGGGGGAUCGUGGACUUAUGGGGUGCUCGUGGUUUUCCACGAACCUCUAUGGAAGUAUUUUUUGGGAUGGAGGAAGGGACUCUGUGCCAUCACCGGCGUCUUGGCUUGAGAAGAGCUGGUCUCUCUCUGGCUGUCGAGUUUAAAUCUAUUUUAAUUUUUAUUAAAUCUACCUCUGUUUAAUUAGUGCUGGAAUUAUACUAAACGUUCUACGGAAGUGAAUGGCAAGCACGAUCCUGUACACGUUUACUCGGAAGUUAUGCAGGCAGUUAUCUGUGCACACUUUCCUAGGAGUGAGCCCCUUUGAUUGGGACACACAGUAGUAUAAGUUUUUUUUUUUUUAAUGCUUGUGGGACUUUGAAGACUUAACAAAUUUAUUAUGGCCAUAAGCCUUCCUGGACUACAGUCCACUUCAUCAGAUGUAUGAAGUCUUAGUUAUCCCGUGUUACAGGUAUAGUUAUACACUGGGUGCUUCCAGACAACCUGUUUAUUAUUCAGUGUUCAGACAUCCAGAUUUAUUUUCAGGGAGGCUAGACACUUUCAGCCAUAGAUUUUCAACCUUUUUGAGUCCAUGGCUCUCUUGAUGUUUAACUGAGCUUCCUGGGCAUGGCUGGACCGCGUAGCAUGUUGAGAACUGAAAAUGCAAGUUUUCCAUUAUAUGUGCUUUCCUUCCACUGACUGGCUUUUUCUUAAAUCCUAUUUGAGACAUUUGGACAGUUGUGAUUUAUGAACUGGCACUUUAAUUUCUCCAUAUUAGUAGCCUCUGAACAUCUCCUGAUAUACUACACCUAAUUUUCUAAGGCAUGGGCCGCUGUUUCUCUGAAAGGUACCUCAGUUUUCACUUUUCCGAACUCGGAAAGGCAUGUGGAAAAAUAACUCCCCUUCUUCCCAGCUUGGAGACAAUAUGUUUGCUUCCAGUUCUAACCAACCAGAUCACUAUAUUUCUUUCCUCAAUUAGCCUUUGAUAAUUCCGAUAACUUUUAAACACUCACUCACCAGCUAGUUCUUACUAAGGUGGUAGACAGUGUUUGAAACGCUCAUUGUUUUAGGUGCAUUUUGCAACUUGGACUUUCAUUAGCAUGAGCAGUUUCUGAGCUCUGGGCGCAGUACUGCACCUAAAAUUUCAGAAUAAGACUGCAGUGUGGAAGCAAAGGAGGACUUUUUUGUGCCUCCCCACUUCCAGCUACUCUCUGAAGACUGGAGAAGAGACCCUCUUAAGAAUAUUAGGGUGGUGGACAGGGGAAGGACUAGACCAUGUGAAAAAAUGGAACAUAAUAUUUUAGCUGUAGCACAUUCAUUUUCAGCAGUGUAUUCUUGUUAUUAAAAAAGCGCACAUAGACAUUCCGUUGUUGUUCCCAUAACCUAGGUUUAAGGUUCCAUUUAGCUCCUAGCUUUCAUAUCUCAGUUUCUAACACUAGUGGUAGACCUGUGUCUGGGCUGUACCACUUCAGACUGUGGGGAUGCUCACAUAACUGAAUGGUCUUUUGUACAAAAAGUGUUCCCUAUGUAGAAAACUAGCUUGUCUAGGAGAAGAUGAGGCAAGAAUCAUUUUGCUUGACAUAAAGGGUAAUAGUGAUAGUUAGAGUAGACCCAUUGAGAUUAAUGGCUCUCUUCUGAUUUAGCUGGACUGGGGGACAUUCCAUUAUAUGAGUGCCCCCCUACUUGGACAGACUGAAAUUGUGCAGCCUAGACAAAGGUUUACCAUUUAAGUGAGAACUAGAUUGUAGUAUUGUUACAUGUCACCCCAAUCUCUGAGCAGUAUGAGAUUCCAGAGGUUCCAGUUGCUUACUCAGGGUUCAUGUUUCCUUUGGAAUAAGGUUCGGCAGAGACUGUGGUGUCUUUAUGAUGUAUGGUUUGGUUGACAUCCAUCUGUCUCGGGAGACAAUAGAAGAGUACACUUUUGGGGGUGAAGUCAAACUGUUGGAGAGUUACAGUGCCUGCUGUGGCUGUAGAGACCAAUAGGGGAGAGACAUGUUUUGUUGCAGCUGGGGCAGAUGAAGGCAUCUGGUUGUUCUGAUGCAAGUGUACCAAGGCAUUUCUUCUUUCUGCCCUCCUCCCAGUGGUCAUUUGUCCUCUGGUCACUACUGUGGAUAUACAACCUCUGACUGACUGCUAUAUGGUUUAUUUACACAUAUAUACAACCUGAGUGUAUGAUGAGGGUGGUCACAGCAUUAGCAACCCAAUUUGGUCUUGCUUCUCCUAUAGCAUUGGAUUCAAAUGAAAAUCAGGCACCCCCCCCCACCUCUCUCUUACUUAACAGCCUACUGCUUUUACACAUCUAGCUCACAUCACUCAACUAUCAACUCUGGCGUUUGUCUUUCUAACUAUCAGCAAGUUGAGGGAAAUCAUAGUGUGAUUGAUGCUGUGUAAAUUCCUGAACCCUCGGGUACAAUGUAAGACUUGACUAGGUAUGGGAGCUUCUGUUAAGUGCUGUCUAGCAGAGCUAUAGAUUUAUAUAUUUUUGUCUCCUUAAUCAUCUGCUGUGAUUCAUAAUAAUAUGAAUGUUUACAACACUUUUUUUUAAUCCUCACAACAAUCCUGUAAAACAGUCUAAUAUUACUAUCCCUGUUUUCCAAAUGAAGAAGUCUGGAUCAGAAAAAAUAGUGGCUUCCCUAAACCCAUCUAGUGCGUACAUGAUAGAGAUCAGAUUUUAACUAGAGACAUCCAGACUUCACAAGCUUUCUGUGGUUGCCAUUUGAGACUGUUGCUCUUUCAAAAAAUGUUUGCAAUCCCUGACCACGAAAAUUUGGGUGUUGUGUAUUUGAGUAUUGUGAGCACAUGUGUGCAGUCCUCGUGUUGUUGUGUGUAUUUAUAAGAAAGUGUCUAGGAGAUCUGGCAAUACACUAGUGUUGUGUUCCCUAGGGAGUGGCAUCAAAAGUCACUCCUCUGCCAAUGCAUAAAAUCAGUUGCUUUAGCCUCUGCUUAAAAAAAAACAAAAAACCUCUGUUAAAGGAGAAUCAUGAAUUUUCACCUCUUGUAGAAGUGUCUGUUGUGUUCCAGUUUCACCAGCCAAAGCAGACAGUGGAUAGCUUGCCUCUUUUUAGCUUUUGUAGUUCAGCUAGUUUCAUAUAUUGGAGAAUGAAGUGGGCUUUGCUUUGCAAUAAAGGAUGACCUAUUUGGUGGGCUUUUCCAUCACACCUGUCUUCACUGGAUAGAGAUGAAAUGGGUCAAAAAGCAAAACAUACAAAAUUGUUUUAAAAAACAGUAUUACUUAAAAUGUAAAGUAUCAUUUUUGUAUUGAAGGCUUUGGCACAGAAGCCUUUAUGUAUCGUAUUUUUUCAAAAGAUUGUUUUUGAUAUGAUUUAAUCCUUCUAAUUUACUCUUGACUAUCUACAGAGAAAAGGACUGUGGGCCUUAUGAGAACAUUUUAAGAGCUACAUGAUCAGAUUAAAGGAGCCUGCACUGAGAAACUGAGGCCACCAUCUUGCGGCUGGGGUAAGGGAAGCCUCCAUGACUUCUGCAACUUUUAUAGUCUUCCAUGGCCUUGGGCUUCUCCAGGUUACACACACCUUGUGAAGCUUAGAGUUUUCAUGUGACGUCUUUGCUUGUUUGUAAUAAAUAUCAAGUAAGGGUGCUUGUAUUAGAUUUGUGCAGAAGACAAAGUAGCUGAACUUGUGGAGAUAAUCCAGUCCUCCUCUUCCCUCUGUUUGCUUGUCAAAGUACUUAGCAUAAAUGCAGAAAGUCAUUAGACAUACAUACUGGUUAAAGGCAGGCAUAUGGACAGGGGAGGGAAAACUUUGCUUCAGAACUACUUAUGUUUGGUGAGAUAUGUUUCCACAGUGCACUAAAGCACACAUACUCAUUCAGCUACGGGGGUUGGGAUGCAAAGCAUUACACAGUUCUCACCUAGAGCAAUAGCACACUUGGCAACAUUGCACCUAUCUCAAUGCCUAACAGUAUAACAGAUGUAACCUUUAGACCUGGUCUAAGCAAACCUCCAAAGAGACAAGGCCAGCUGCAGUAUGGGGUGGUCUUUUUAUUAUUUAUUUAUUUCAUAAUUUUUAUACUUCUUUCUUUUUAAAAACCUCCAAGUGGUUUACAGAACAACAACGUUAUCAGUAGAAACAGUUAAAAGCAACUGUUUAUUGCUGGUUUUUUUUUAAAAAAGUUUCAAACUAAACAGAUUAAAACACACAUGAACAUUCUACAAAUCAGGUUGGGCUUGUCUGAAGAAAACUGUGUUUAGCAGGCAGUGAAGGUGUCUGCCUGAUGUCAAUAGGCAGGAGGUUCCAAAGUGUGGGUGCUGCCAUACUUAAAGAUCCAUUUCCUACAAAUGUAGAACAAAUUAUGUUAUGUGGCACCUGUAACAGUGCCAGUUCCGCAGUGGGUAUAUUUGGGCAACGCAAUUGAUCUUUCAGAUAAAUAAAGCUUUCUUUUCUGCUUCUGGUAGAUGAACAUCUGCAAUAAACCACCUAAUAAGACAGCACCAGAGAAGAGUGAUGAAGCAGCUCAUGAGGUCCAGUCCCAGCAUGCCCGGAGAAAUGGCUGGAGCUGGCCUCCACAUCCAUUCCAGUUUGUUGCUUGGCUGCUCUACCUCUUCUUUGCAGUGGUUGGCUUUGGUGUCCUUGUGCCACUCCUGCCUGCGCACUGGGUUCCUGCUGGGUAUAUUGUAUCCUUACAUGUUGAUGUUUCAGCAUAGUAUUGCAAAUACAGCUGUCACAAUUACUGGUGAGGUAUUUAGGAAUGGUAGAAAACCUUUAGUGAGCAAAAUCACUGAGUGUUCCUAUCGUUCAGACUAUACCCUUACUUUACUGCAAUUUGUAGGAUUGUUGCAUUUCAGUAAUAUCUUACGCUUUCUAAAAGAAUAAAUGCAAUUUUCUGUACACUAAUGGCUCAUGCCGUUUUGCUGUGUCCUUUUGCUCUCAACGCUGCCCACAUUCCUUGUUAAUUUUACUUUUCCUGUGCCUUUGUGAAUGAAUGAUAAUUUGAAUCCUUUGACUCACUUGGUGACAAAAGAGACCUUUUUCUUAACUGAAGAGAUUAAAUCUGAUAUUUUGCCCACUUAAAUGGGACCCUGAAAAUGAGAAGUCAGUAUAUUUGUAGAGACAACCCUUAACUGUGUCCACUUCAGUGUCCCGGAGUGUUUUUUCUCUGCCAUCUAGUAGUUCAUCUUACAGCAGUUUCUAUUGACCCAGCUGAUGACGGUGUGCGAGAGAAGAAUUACCAGGGGCCACUCACUACUUUCAAUCGAAGCCAGCAUGCUCACGUCAUUGAAAACCGCCACUGUCACAUCUGUGAUGUCAAUGUGUAAGUAAUAGUCUUGCUCUUCCUUGUGUUUUCUGUAAGUUUAUUGCAUUGAAUCCUCUCACAGACAGCAGUCAAGUAUUGGAAAUAUCAGAUGAAGCAUGUGUGUAAUAGUUGUGGAGUUAUAUUCUACCUUCAUUGGAGAACUGGAGAUUUAUUGAGCACAAGGCUGUCAACUAAAUACCCAUUUCUGGUUCCAGAAGCAGUCCAGUCCUUAAUUUUUCCUCAGUUCAAGUUAUGGAAACAAAUACUGCCAGGGCAAUGAUUUUUCCUGUUGGUAGGGUCCUGUGUUUUUGUUGUUGCUUCAUUUCACUGGAAGCCAGUGGCUCUGCUACAUUGGUGGCAGGAAGUCAUGGACAGCGCAAUAACCACCAGCACCAUUGUGUUUGUGCAUUGGACACAGUGGUUAGGUAGGGAUUUUGGCUUGCCCAACAUACUCGUCUUUCAGUAUUAUUGUAGCAUUAAGAGAGAGGCUAGAAUGAUCUUGCUCAGGUGUGCUGCCAGGAAGCAUAAAAGUCAGCAGCAAUUAAGAAAAGAGCAGUGGUCUCAUGCUGCUUCAUUGCAUUUAAGUGGGAGUUGCAUUGUUGCAAAAUAUAUAAGUAGGCUCAAUUGGGUUUGUAGCCGGAGAGAAAGAAACGGGAAGAAAGAGAGUGUGUAAUGUUGGUCUUUAGUAGACUUAGGUGUGCUAUUCUUCCCCUUUUCUUUGUGUUUUAGGCAUCUAACAUAGCAUCCCAGACUGUGAGAGGCAUGAGCAACAAACUGUAAUUAGUUCUGUUUUGCAGGUUUUAUCCACUCUAACAUGAACAUUCCUUUCUUAUUGUUAGGAGCUCCAGAUCAAAGCACUGUGGGACCUGCAACAAGUGUGUGUGUGGAUUUGAUCAUCACUGCAUGUGGCUUAACAACUGUGUGGGAGAGAGGAACUAUUGGUAUGGGUCAUGUCUUUCAUAGCAUUAAUCCACACAAGCAAAGCUACUGUGCAAGACUGUUGAAUCAUCCCUGUGCCUUGUGCUUCAGCCACUAUUGUCCAAAUACCUAGUUUCUCUCCUUUUCAAAAUUACAGCAUACUCCAUACAAAUCAGAGAGCACCCUUAAGUUUGCAGGCAGAAUUGUAUGCCUACUUCUUCAGUAGCUUUUAAAAGGGAGCACAGAGUAGAACUUAUUUAGCCAAAGAUUUGGGAUCUCUGUUCAAAUGCUUAUUUUGAACCCUAACUCAAACAGCUGGACAUAGAGCUCACUUUCUUGCCCUGUUCCUUCUGGAUACUGAAGGUUAAGCUUUGUCCUCUUUUAGUAGCUCUGAAGUAGGUGAUGCCAACCUUUUUUGGCAUGUGUGCCACAAGUCAAACUUAAAUUAGGAUAGAGUUCUGUAGUGUGUGCCACAGUACAUGCACAUCCCUCUGGCCUUUGAGGCAAAAAAAAUAUCCCAACUUCGCUUAUACACGGAUGUGGUCUGAGCAGACAAUGAUUGACCAGGAAAGGGAUCUAAGGGUCAUGGUGCAUAGUUAAAAAACAAAACCACAAACCCAGUGUGCAUUAGUUAUAAAAAUAUGAAUUCCAUGUUCAGGGUCAUUAGGAACAGAAUUGAAAACAAAACUGCCAAUAUCAUAAUGCUGUUAUACAAAUCUAUGGUGUGACCUCUUGGAGUGCCAUGUUCUGGGAGUGAACUUUCAAAAGGAUGUUGUAGAGCAGGAAAAAGUUGCAGAAAAGGGCAGGAGCAACUCUCUUAUGAGGAAAGACCAUAACAUUGGGGGCUUUUUGGUUUAGAAAGAAAAGCAAGUUGCAUAAAAUUAUGAAUCAUAUGGAGAAAGUGGAUGGGAAGAACCGGGAUCAUUCAACAGACAGAGUAGUGCUAACUGACCUUCUAUUUCCUUGGCAGGCUUUUUCUGAACAGCGUGAUAUCUGCCAUCCUAGGCCUUCUCCUAAUCCUACUCAUUGCUUGCUACGUUUUUGUGGAGUUCUUCCUUAACCCCAUGAGACUGCGCACAGACCAGCACUUUGAAGGUAUCAAUCCACACUCUGCAUGAGGAACUGUCUCAAUGUGAACACUUUGUUCAACUAGGUUCCCUCAGGGAGCACCACUAGUAAUAAGUAUCCCAAUUAUCAUACACUAUUACAGCAUUCUAUGAUCAAGAGUGGCAUGAUGCAAUUUAUUAAAUAGUUAACAUCUAUAAAGAGAUGUUCAAGCUCAAAGCUUCUUAGAAAUUGUUCCCUUUGACCUGAGCAGCAAAGGUAUUUUGCACCUUCUCAGUAUCACUCCCCUUCAGAUGUUCCAUGGCUCCAGACUUGGCUUCAAUUUCCUUAUUUGUAUAAUUCUGUUUUCUAGGCCUGAAGAACCAGACGGAUGUGUGGUUUGUGUUCCUUCCUGCUGCUCCCAUUGAGACACAAGGACCUGCCAUUUUGGGUUUGACUGGGGUUCUGAUUCUCCUGGGGCUGCUGACUCUGUUCCUGUUGGGUCACCUGCUGAUCUUCCACAUUUACCUCAGUAGGUAUCACUUUUUAUCCUGAAGUUCAUGUUAAUUGGGAACCCCCGCUGUGCACAUGCUGUGUAAGGAGCAACUGGGAUAUGUUUUCUAUUGUCUAUAUAAAUACUCUGCAGAGACUAUAAAAAGAAGUAAGUAUUUGCACACAGGCUUCCAAUCUAAGGCACAAUACAAAAGGAAAAGGAAAUGAGAGAAGAGAAAAGACAAGCAAAUUCAGAUACUAAGUCUUAAAGUUACAUAAUUCCCCUCAGAAGUGACCAGCUGAACUGGCCACUGAGGAGGCAGUUUUGGGAGAAGAGAAGCCAAAUAGCAGUUGGUCCCAGCUAAGCUGAUGUAGUUGGUCUCUCUUCUCUCUGCUCAGAUUCAUCUUACUCUUCUUAGCAUUUUUAUUCCAACAGUUGUCUGCUUCUAUUCCCCAGUGGUUGAGUGUGUGUCUAUCCCAACUUUCAAAUGGUGGGGUAGUAACAAGCAGAAUGGCAAUUGUACAUUCCCAUUCAAAUAUCUUUCUAAAGUGUGAAUGCAGCUGAAGGUGAAGGUGACUGGGGCAUACAUUCACUUUUGGUCUGGAUAGACAGUGGAGUUCAUAGUACUCUCCCAUCACAGUUCUCCAAGGACAACCCAUGACUUUUGUUUAGAUUGGAGUAUUUUGCAUGCAGUGUUUACUUAACACUUCUGCCCUUUGAUUUAACAAUGAAAAAUGUAUUAUUUAUUGAGAACCCAUAAGGAGGAUGUUAGUUAAUAAUUCUGAGCUUUUCCACCUUUAUUCAUGCAGUGUCUGAGCUGGCAGAUUUUCUAUCAUUUAAUUCUUCUCUUUUCCGUUUCGUUAGUGUGGCAUCGAUUGACCACCUACGAAUACAUUGUGCAACAACGCCCCCCUCAGGAGAUGAAGGAUCCUGUCAAGCAGCUAGAAUCCUGCCCUCCUCAAGUGAGGCCUAUUCAGGUAUUGCAGGGGGGACCAACCUGUGACCUAUGGGCUGGAUCUGACCUGACAAGGCACACAGAGUAGUUUGCUGGCUCCUGCAGCUUAUCUUCCAGUCUCAGCAUGGUGGUACCCAUUACUGAGAUUGAGAGUCAAAGUGCUCUGCUUGCUCCUUAGAGAUGAAGUGUAAAAGACAGCACUGUGGUGGUGGUGUUUUAAAACCUACAUUGGGAAUGUAUUUAAAAUCUUACCAUAAAAGGUCUUUCUCUCGAGAGCUGGCAAAGCUGCUUUCUGCAGGGAUCGGGGAACUCAGUCAGGCAGCUGAUCCAAUUGUGCCUCUCCCUACCCCACACCUGGCAUCAGGUUUGGAUGAAAUGACCUUGUGGGCCCAAUUGGGACCCAUGCCAAGCCAAGUUGCACCCACAGUCCUGGGAUUUCCCAACCCUGAUAUAGAUAGAAAAAUCUCCUUUAAAAAGAAGAAUUUUAAAAAGAAUAAUUAAAAAAAUUGAUUCUCAUGCAUCAUAUGCCUGAUCAAUCCUCUCUUGGAAUGUAUAGACAGUAUUCACAUUGACAGUAAAUUCAGUUGUACAAUUUAAAGAAAUCAUCCAUUCCAAGUGGAUUUUGUGCACUUUGGGUACAAAGUGAUCUUCCAUAGUCUCUCAGCACUGCAUGGUGAGAGACAGUUUAGCUUGUAUACUCGAAUCUAGCUUUGAGCUGAAUUUCAAAUAUGUAAGAAACUUGUGCAGACUAAAACCAAGCUGUCAAAGGGAGGUGUAAGCCAUGACUUGAACAUGGCAUUAAUAGGGAGCUAGUGACUUUUAAAAUGAAGUGAUUGAUAGUGUUGGUGCUCAACUAAACACAGCAUAAUUUUAUAUAGUUCAUAAACAAUUGCCCAAGCCUUUCAUCUUUUUAUCAUCUAAAAUACAACUAGAAAAAGUGAACUAUAUGCAAGUGCCUCUCAUUUUUGUUCUGGUUGAGAUUUUUUAAGAUGUUGCAAUCUAUGCAUGUUUACUUGGGAACAAACCCCAUGGAACAUACUGGGACCUCCUUCUGGGAAAAUAUAUUAUAGGACCAGGCUUUUAAAAAGUAUCAAUGAUGUUGAAAGUUGAAGUUAUAUAUCUUAAUGUUUUAUUAAAUUAAAGAUUGGGAUUAAAAAAGUGGAAAAGAAACUGGACAAACAAUGUAGAUUGGAAUACAAAAGAGGGAGGUAUGAGGAAGUCCAGAAAAUAAGUAAUUUAAAAUUGGAAAUGGAAAAGAGAGUUUGUUUUUAAUUGUUAUGUUUUGUGUUUUUAUUGUUAAGUUUUGUAUUGUUUUUUGUGUGUGUUGUUUUUCUUUUUUUGUUUGUUUAAAAAUUUAAUAAAAAAUUAUUGAAAAAAUAAAAUAAAAAGUAUCAAUGAUGUUGAAAUCUACAGGUACCUGAGCUAAAUAACCAAAUACUCCUUCCGUGCCCCACAGUAUGGACGCAUUUGUAGAAACAGGGUUUUACAGUAAUUUUGACUUACAAUAAAGAGAGGGAAACUAACUUGCCAGGAUGCCUGGGUUGUUCACUUGCCUCUGUUUUAAAAUAACUCUUGCACAUUUCAGGAAAUGCAGUUUUAUGUAGGAAGCCUUGGAUAUACCAAUCCUGAGAUCCAGGUGGAAGACUCUACAGGACUAGCAUCUGGGAAAGAGUGAGUAAAGCUGAUGUCAAGUUUCUUUUCAUAUAACUGAGCUUACCUAGAAGCUGUUCUAGAGACACAGCAGGUAGUUUAAUGAAGUCACUCCAAGGGGAGGAAAAAUUAGCACUUCCAGUUUUUCCAGGCAUCUGAGGUGUCAUAACACCAUUCUCAAUGUACAUAAUCUCAUAGGUACAAGUAGAGAGGUUAGCUGUUUGUGUGAAUGGGCUAUAAGAGAAGUUUCCCUGUGUAUAAAUGUUACUAAAGGGACACAUGAGCAACUUUUAUCAAAGCAUUUCCUCAAAUCAUGGAAAAGAGAUUAAAUACAAAUUAUAAUAUUAAGAUGAAAUAUACAGAAAUUCUCCACAUUGCAAAUGGAUUUCACAUGAAGAAGAAAAUUAUGUUAAACUAUUAUAAUUUACAUGGUGUGACAUUUUUAUUUUGUUACUUCUUGUUUUUGUAUUUUAAAAAAGCAAAAACUGAAGGCAUUUCUUCUUUCUGAAGAAAUUCUGGGAGUUCAGACUAGAACUCCAGUAGCAAAGGCUUGAUGGGCUGACAAAGGAGGUGAAGCUUGUAUCAAUUGCAAUGUAGAUGGAUUGGUAUGUAAGAAAUCAGCACUGCCUAUUCUGUUUUCAGCCUAACCAAGUUCUGCAUUCGCAGUGAUGGCUCAGACACCAAGCUCAUCCUCACCCCUGAGCAAUCAGAGGUGCAAGAUGGAGACCAGCCACAGGUGAGAGAUAGAGCUGUGAAUUCUAGUCUUUUGUGCUGGGGCUGUGCUGCUGCGCCUGAUCUUGGGGCAUAAGUCAUCAUGCCACACUUCCUCUUUCAUCUGCAGCUGUUAUCAUUUACAGCUGAACUUGUAUCCUUGACAUCUUCCCUUCUGUGGUUAGUGGCCCUUUAUCUGCUUGUAUCCUUCCAUUGAGCAAAAUUACAAAGUUCAUACUUUGAUGGCAGUAUGAGGAAUGGGGUUCUGAAUGCUCUUAAACUGAAAGCAGUAUUGUACUGAGGCUAAAUAUGAAAAGGGUCAGAUGUGCACUUUCUCCUUUUCCAUGUUUUCAUGGAAAAUCAUAUCUCUCAUUCUGAGGGUAUUUAUUAUUUUAUUUUUUAAAUUGUAUACCACUUAACUGUAAAAAAACAACAACCCUCUUCUAGGCAGUUCGCGCGCGCACACACACACACACACACACACACACACACACAGGUUAGGCUGAAAAAUAGUGACUGGCCCAAGAUUACCGAGUGAGCUUCAUAGCUGAGAAGAGAUUUGAACCUGAAUCUCCCAAGCCCCAGACCAACAAUCUAAUGUCUGCAUCACACUGACUCUCAAUCAUCAGUUAUAAAACCAUUUUAAAAUGGAAGGAAGUGGUGCUAGUUUGAUACCUACCAUCUUACUCGUUGUUUUACUUUUUAUCACUCCUCCCUCCUUCCUUAAAGGGGAUCAGUGGGACCACAUUGUUCUUUGCCCUUGCUCCCCCCCCCCCCCCGUUAUCCUCAGAGGUUUUUAGACUAAGAAAGAGUGACUGUUCCUAGGUCACCCUGCGAGCUUCAAGGCUCAGUGGGAAUUUUAACUCUGGUCAUCCAGGUCCUUCCUUGUCACUCUAAUCUGGGAUUGGCUAAGCACCCAAAGCAUUUUUCCCUGCCUCCAAGUCCCCAUCUGUUGUGGCAGUUGCAAAGCCAUUGUUGUUUUUUAUUUCUCUCUGCUCAGCCCACUCCCUAUUGGAAACACAACUCACUUCCUCCCUGGUCAUCAGAUUAAUCAUUUUAUGAGCAGGAAGGGAGUGAUAACACUCCCUCUUCAGCUGAUCAGCACAGAUCAGCUGAAGCAGGAGGCUGUGUGAUUAUUCCCAUGAGUGUAGCAUGAGAGUGUAUUUUGGCCACACCACUGGCAUUCAACCCCAGUGGGCUGGCCAAGGGUGAAUCUGGGCCUCGGGCCAGUAAAAGGUUAGCCACCCUCCUCUAACCAUUAAAACUGCAAUGAUUUAAAGCGGAUUUGUCUUGUUGUGUAACUUCAGAAAAAGAAGAAGAAGAAAAGGAGAAAGAAGUUGCAUAAAGUCCCCUCUUCUGUGUCAGAAGAAAGAUCCAAGAUGGCUGAUGGCCCAUGGUCCUCUCUUCCAGCUUUACAACCAGGUAAAAGGAAAAGGUGGAGAGAGUCAGAAGUAGAAAGUAUUCAAAGAGAGUUUAUGGGGUCAUGAAUGGUGUAUGAAGGCAGGCAUUUUCUUAGUUUAAUAAAUAACCUUUCAGUGUAUAGAAAUUUUGGACAUGGCAUUAUAUAGGACGUUAUAGACAUGGUUUGUACUAUUGUUUUAAACAGCACAGUUCUUUUUCUUUUUUAUAAUUAUGCCCCCCCCCCAAUAAAAUAGGGAAAGUAAGAUAAUGCCAUAGAGAUCCAUAACCGCAGCUGUCUUCGGUUGAGCAGAGUUUUGUGGAAAACACUUUUCCAGGCCAAACAGCCUUUAGGGAGGCACCUCCUUUUCUCUUCCUGCCGCAUUGCACAGCCUCUAAACAUUGGAGCAUUUCUUCUCAGCAGCAGAAACCAUAUAACUAGCUAACCAAUCAGUAGAUUCCAGAUUUAACUGCAGAGCUGCCGCCUCUCCUUUCUCUAGCUCACUUCUUUCUACAUGCCAAAGAGUAGAUUCAUACUCCAAAGCCCAUGGAGACUGGAGCUCUGUUCUGUUUGCCUCUUGGCCUUUCUUGUGGAACAGGAGUGGUGGAUAGGAUCCAGCUGCUGGGCCUGAUCCUGAGUUCCCCUGAGUAUGGUAGGUGGGCAAGGUGGCCUACCUGUCAGUUCCUGUCAGUCAUCAGGUGAUGCAACAGAACUUACUAAUGUAAAUGCUGGUCAGUACUUAAAGCAAACCCCUCUUUGUGUGGGGAUUGGCUGCACUGUAGAGUUCCUAAUUGAAACAUUCCAGUUGGGAAUUCAGAAGCACAGCCAAUCCCUGCAAGGCUUGUUGUCACCACCAAUCAGGUGAUUGAUGCUGAUGGCAAGCCUCACUUGCCAAGGAACAAUCUGGGGCACACUUUAAGGUUUCCAAUUAUUGAUUUGCAGCCACAUCUCUAUCUGCCCACAUCUGAUACCACAUAUAAAGUCAUGUGUGGUUUGUGGAAGAUGUCUUCACAGGGCAUAUUAUGAGCCCUUCCAGACUUAAUUUGGUCUGUGGUCUGGAGGUUCCCUGCUGUUGCUGCUGAAGGAGGGAAAUAUCAUUUCCUAACACCCUCUUCCUCCUCUUAUGUUUGCAGAACUUUCCAUCACAGGUGCCACCUCCUCAACAUCCUCGUCCUCCAGCCUUCGCCUUCCCAUGCCGGCUGCCCCUCCCAAAAUAGUCACACCCACAGGCAGCAACGGUCCUGUCCAGGCCGCAGGUCCUCCAGCUGACUACCAUUCCGAGUCAGCCGAGUCCAUGGAUGAGAUCCCUGUGGCUCAGACGCGUCUGGGGAGCAGUGCCCCAAAUGCAGCUUCCCAAAGCAACGCUCGGCAUCUCCCCUUCCCCACCGUCCACUCCAGAGGGGGAGGAGAGAAGCACCAGAACACCACGCACAACCCAAAAGAGAAGAACUGUCAGCCACCUGCAGGGCAGCGGGUGGAAGAGCUGGAACUGUCUCCUAAGAUCCCAACCAUCUUUGUGAGCAAAAGCAGUGGGGAGCCACCUGUCCCCAAACCCUGGUCCGGUGAAACAUCAUUUGAACCCCCCCACAGAAAAUGCUCCAGUAAACGGCACGUGGAUGAUCAGGACUGCCACGUAUGGGACUCAACCACCAGUUCAACUGCAGCUUAGACAUCCUAAGAGCCAAGGCAGAAGAAGGGAUGUGUGGGCUGCUCACUCUCCAAAUAUAUUCAUGUUCAAGGAUUAAUCUUGAGUCAUCUGUCUUGCUCUCUGGAGCUGGCUGGUCAUGGCUCCUUGUUAACCUGCCUUUUGUGGAUGGGGGAGAGGGCUUAUUCUAUCAUCUUUGUAGCUUUUGCAGGGAAGUCAUUUUGCCUUUGAAGGCCAACGGAAUUGUAGAAAUCUGCUCCUGGGCAACAGUCUUUCCGCACUGAAGGGUACCAGGAGGUUUGAAGGUUUAAGGCUAAGCCUUAUAGGUGGUUGGAUUCUUAUUUCAACUCUCUUACAGAUCCCACAGAAGCAAGCCUGUGCCCUUUGCUUAACGCAGCAUAUUCCUAUGGGGUGCCAAAAGCAGCUACCACAACAGUGGAAGGGGCAGGGUGGGAAAGUCACUCGUCCUACAGUAGCAUGGAUUACACUCUCCUCUGGAAACUGCUCCCUGUUUUUCUGUCUCUCUGUCUGAAAGGGUUUUCUCUUUCUGUGAUGGCUUAUUCUUGCCUUGUAAUGCAGAUUCACUGGCCUCACAGUGGAGGACCUGCAUCGAUGGCCAAGGGCCAGAACCAGGGACUUUGAGUGGGUAGCUUCCCUUGAAAAUGCUGUCUGGGGAAAAUAAGGCUCUUUGCAAGGUGUGCAAGGAGAUAAGGCCCUAGGACGAGGCUCCUGGGUGCUUGUGAACCUCCUCAGUGUUUCACUGCUUGCUAUGGAGAGGGAUCAUGUGAUGGAGCACAUGCUCUGCAGCUCGAGCAGGGCGGGGAACCUGUCAUCCCUUCCAGGUGGUGGGUUGCAGUUUCCCCACUUCUGCCCUAGAAGUCUCGUGUUCCAUCCCUGGCAUCUUUAGUUUAUAAAGGCACAGGUAAACAGUACGUGAGACUGUGCCUGCGACCCUGGAGAACCACUGCCAGCCAGGGAAGACAACACUGGUCUAGACUGAUGAAUAGGUUGGCCUCUUGCAAAGCAGCUUCUGAUGUUCACGCAGCAAUAUUCUCGGGCUCCUUGAUCAGCUCUGUUUACAAUAAAAAAAAUUUCUAUGCUCUUUGCUAAAUAUUUUUCUCCACCACCACCCCGACUUUUGUGCCUUUGGUGAGGAUGAGCAGCAGUUUUACCUCUUUAGAGGCCCAAAAUGUUUCAGUGCAGAUUCGGUUGGAUCCUGAAUGCAGCAUCCCUCCGCUCUGAAAAUGUUGUAACCUUUUUUUGGGCGGGGGUGCAGUCAGCCCUUCAGUACCUCUUCAAAUAACUGCACUUUUCAACUGGUUAAAUACUCAGAGGACAAAUCUGAUUUGAUCUCUUCUGAGAACAUUUGGGAAUCAUUAUCAGUAGAAAUAAAAUCAGAUUUGUCUUCUGAAAGGACAGCUCAAGUAGGAGAGCACAUUUGUUUCAAUUCACAAGCUCUUGGGCGUCAAUUCCUGGCAUCUUGAAUAAAAGGAUAUCAAUGUCAGGGAUGGGAGUGAUUCUGCUUUGCCUGAGUUUCUGGAGAACUGCCAGUCAGAGUUAGUGCUGAGCUAGAUCGAUUAAUUGUCUGUGUUGGUAUAAGGCAUCUUUAUUUGUUCAGCAUAUUAGAAAUGACUCAUAAUACAACAUCCAACCUAAGUCCUGGUUCUAAAUGUGUUGAAGAAUAACCAGUCUUCAAAAUCUGCAAAUUAAAGUAAUCUACAGAGCAAGCUUGUAAAUCCUACAGCAGCCAAUACUUGCAGCAGUCAAAACUGAGGGAUUACGAAUCUAGAGUAAUCUUUACCAGUACUACAUGCUCUCUAAUCAGGUGGUCUCUAGGGACCAAACAGCAGCUUUAAAGUGAUUUGGGUGAUGAUUUUAAUCUGGAAAAUGGAAGGGAAGGGAACUUUUAACCUCCUCCUACAAUACCUUAGUCCCAGCCAGAUUCCCUUUCCCUCACAAUCUCCCACUGUCAGAUCUAGUUGUGCAUUGUUGGCUCUUACAAAAUGAAACCUCUAAUGGCCUCUAGAGGGCAGACUCUGAACAGAAGUGCACCAGAGCCCUAAACUAUACUUGCAUCUGCUGCUGCUGUGCGCUGGGUUGCUUGAUGUAUUAAACCUGACAGACAC